Molecule: messenger RNA, 1912 nt
Organism: Saccostrea echinata
Lineage: Eukaryota; Metazoa; Mollusca; Bivalvia; Ostreida; Ostreidae
Product: location of vulva defective 1-like
Exons: 8
Coding region: 14-1459 (481 amino acids)
Source: RefSeq, a predicted model, not a curated record
UUGCCAAAGUCGAAUGGAAAUAAUCUGUGGUGUUUUUCUGCUUCUGGGCUUAUGGAUAGUUGACGAUUCUGCAGGUGUAUUGGGUCAAUGUGACGGUAACGCCUUGUCUGUUCCUGUACCAGACUUUGACAGGCUUGUAUAUACCUAUCCCAUUAAUUCAUCUGUAAACUAUGAAAAAGAUAUAAACUGUGACUGGGUAUUUGAAUCGACGGAUACGAGCCUCGUCUUUAUAUUUCAUGUGGCGGAUCUAUUGGUUCAUUGUGGAGACAUUCUAAAAGCAUAUGAUGGAACAAGCCUUAGUGCUCCGGAGCUGACCACAUCGAUUUGCUCUAACUCUGGUUCGUCCAGUACCACGCCCCUUUACACUACGUCGUCCAAUCAAAUGUUUGUAAACUUUAAUACAGACAGUGACACAAAUAGUAACCAGGAGAAGGGUUUCGUUCUUAAAAUAAUCUCUGCAAGAUCGAUAGCUUACGCAUCUGACGCUUGCAAUUCCAAUGUGAAAACGUUGACAUCAAACUCAAAUGAACAGUUCUUAACAUCACCGUUCUUUCCGGAAAAAUACCUAAGCAAUACGUCUUGCACAUGGAACAUUACAUCACAAACAGCAGACUCUACAAUGAUGGUAACUGUGCGUUUUCUAGACACGGACACCACAGUUGAUUCAGCAUGCAUAGAUUACAUAACUUUGAGUGACGGCAAAACUGAAGGACAGUUAUGUGCCCGUGCUAGCUUCGAUCCACAGACUCGAACUAUCAACACCUCAUUUGUUCUUGUACAAUUCUAUUCUGAUGGAGAGAGUGAAGGAAGGGGCUUCCUUUUGGUUUACAAUACUAUCGAGGACUCUUCCACCAGUUUGCCAACUACAAUAACAACAACUACAGAACCAACAACAACUACUGAACCAACAACAACCACUGAACCAACAACAACUACUGAACCAACAACAACUACUGAAUCAACAACAACUACUGAACCAACAACAACUACUGAACCUACAACAACUACAGAACCUACAACAACUACUGAACCUACCACCACAACAGAACCUACAACAACUACUGAACCUACAACAACAACCGAACCUACAACAACUACUGAACCUACAACAACAACAACAGAAUCUACAACAACAACCUCUACAACAACUUUGGGUGCUUCAACAUCUGUAGAAUCAAGUUCAUUUUCAAUCUCCUCUUCUACAACAUCAACAACAGAAUCCAACUGGUUAACUUUAAGAAGUGAAGUAACGUUUGAAGCAGUGAUAGUUCUAGCAGUGUUCUCUUUUGUAGUUUUUGGUUUAGGUAUAACUGCCACAACUGUGUUUUGUUUUUCUACCAAAAAACCUGUACAAAAACAAAGUUCUACCAUGUCAUCAGAUUCCAAACCUACGAGCAGACACUGGAGUUACUGCUUUGAUGAAGACAAUACUCUUACCAAUCAAUCUUACAGAGCAUGACACAUGAAAAAAAUAAACAUUUCAAAUAUUUUACAUAUUUAUUUGUUGGUUAUUGGCUUUAAUUUGAGCAAGUGUGCUCGUAUUAUAUAACUUUGUUCAACAAUGAAGAGUACAUAUCUUUUUAAUGAUACGGAUACAAAAUAGAAGAAGAUUGACUGAAUUAAGGAUAAAUUAAUCACCUAAGCUAUGUCUUUAUACUUUGGGAAUCUAUUAUAUUCAGAAUCCGUCAAAGAAAUCAAUUCAUGCAUCAUUUUUUUGUGUUAUGUAUCCUUAAAGUUGCGUCAGAAAAAAAGAUAGUUGUUAUCUAUAUAAAUUAUGUUUUAUUGUCUUUAUGCAAGAAAUACAAAAUUUUAAUGAAAAAAUUGCUCCAUCAGUAUUUAUGCUCAAAAUGAAUGUAAAUUAUUAUUUAUAAAGGAUCUAGCUUGGCAGUCUCUAUGAGAUUUUAAAACAGAA